GAAGCAUGCAGCAGCAGGUGCCGCCGCUCUCUGCUGCCGCGGCACACUGGAAUUUCCAUUAUUUUUCCGCCAGUGUAGUUUAAUAAGAAGCUUUGAAUGAUAUUAUAUUGUGGUGGUGCUUCGUGGCGACGAGAAAAUAGCCUUUCUGUGUCCGAGAGUCACGCCGAGUCUCUUGAUUGUAGAUUGCUGUUUGUUUUGUCACGGAAGGACGACUGUGAGUGUGAUUGAGUGUUGGUGUUUUUUUAAAUCUAAAUUUGGAUCCAACAAAAUAACCUCAGUUUGCUGCACGUUGUAAGAAUUUAGAGACAGACUCUGGUGGACAUAGGCAGGCUGUUUUGUGAAGUGGGAUUCUGAGCUGAAGUUGGGCACCAUGUCAGGCAACAACGCAGCAAACGUUGACCCGGCCUUUGCCACCAUCCCACGCGCCUCGACCGGUUUAUACAUCUGGAGAAUUGAGAACUUAAAAGUUGUUCCUCUUCCGCGUGAUCAAUAUGGGCACUUUUAUGAAGGCGACUCCUACAUUGUUUAUGCUGCCUCUGAAUAUGGCAAGCCGGCUACAGUGGAUAUGAAGCCGUCCCCUGUAAAAGGAUCUCCUGAGAUCCACCUUCACUUUUGGCUUGGUCUAGAAACGACCCAAGACGAAGCUGGUGUUGCUGCCUACAAAACGGUGGAGCUCGAUGACCUCCUGGGUGGUGGACCUGUCCAGCAUCGCGAGGUCGAGGGCCAAGAAACACCAAGAUUUAAGGGUUAUUUCACCAAAGGAAUGAGAAUGAUGAAAGGCGGCGUUUCCUCUGGCUUCAAAAAGACGACUGACAACUUCACGCCCAGACUGUUCAGGGUGAAGGGACGCAGGUCACCCGCCAUGACUGAAAUGCCAGCCAUCAGUUGGAGCAACAUGAACAGCGGCGACUGCUUUAUCAUUGAUACCAAGAACAUAGUGUUUGUCUGGACAGGAAAAGCAGCAAAUAAAAUGGAAAAACUGGCUGCAGCUAAGAUGGCCCAGCAAUUGAAAGUUGAGCAUGAGGCAACCGGCGUUGUUUUCAUUGAGGAGGGAGGCGAAAUGAGCCUUCCUGAGGUGGAAAGGAAAAUCCUGUCAGUCUACCUGGAUCCUAAGAAUGCGAGAGAAGUGGCCCCUGCGACUGAAGACGAAAACGACGCAGCCGCCGAAAGCGCAGCCCGCCAGCAACUUCGGUUGUACCACUGCAGCGACGAUUCUGGCACCUUGAAAGUGACUGAAGUCAAAUCAGGACCUCUGGACCAGUCCGAUCUCAGUUCAAAUGACUCGUAUAUUGUGGACAACGGCUCGAAUGGCAUUUGGGUGUGGGUGGGAAAGAAAGCCAGUCCUAAGGAGAGAGUGGAGGCGAUGCGAAAUGCCCACGGUUUUGUCAAAAAGAAGGGCUACCCGAGUCACACGGCCGUGACCAGGGUCAUUGACGGUGGAGAACCGGUUGAUUUCAAGCAGCUCUUCACGUCCUGGAAGAACAAAGACCAGACCUCGCCUACUGGAAUGCUGAACAAACCUAAUUCAACUAACAGAAUAGCAAGGUCAAUUUCCACCGUGUUUGAUGCGACGAGUUUGCACGAAAGACCUCAGAUGGCCGCCGAAACGCAGUUGGUUGACGACGGAACUGGUCACCAGGAACUUUGGCGAGUGCGGAAAUUUGGUCUUGAAACCGUCGAUCCCAAAUUUGAGGGAAUUUUCUUCUCUGGUGAUUGCUACAUCCUCAAGUACACCUACUUGAACGGCUCCAAAGAACAAUACAUUCUUUACUACUGGAUGGGGCUUGAAAGUUCUCAAGAUGAGCAAGGCACGGCUGCCCUGAAGGUUAUUGAGAAAGACCAGGAGUUGGGUGGUGCCGCAGUGCAAGUUCGAGUCACGCAGGGAAAAGAACCACCGCACUUUUUGUCUCUCUUUGCUGGGAGAUUCAUGAUUAUCAGUGGUGGAUACGCGUCGUCCUUUGAUGAGGACGACCCUUCCAAGAAGCAGAGGGAUUGGGUUAUCCCUGAGGAGUACAUGUUGCAAGUGUACGGAAAUAGCAAGACUAACACCAGGGCUACUCAGGUUCCUUUUAGAGCAUCCUCCCUAAACACAAAUGACGUCUUCGUGAUUAAAUCCAAGUCAGGACUGUACAUCUGGUGUGGCAAAGGAUCGACUGGUGACGAGCGUGAAAUGGGCAAGGGUGUGGCCAAAAAGGUCGGUGCGAGCGACCAUAUUUUCGUUUCCGAAGGCCAGGAAAAGCCGGAAUUCUGGGAAAUGCUAGGCGGAAAGGAAGCGUACGCGGACAGCAAGCGUCUGUCUGACGCGUCCGACGCGAUGCCCGCGCGUCUCUUCCAGUGCUCCAACGCGUCCGGACAGUUCAAGGCGGAAGAAAUUGUCAACUUCGCCCAGACCGACUUAAUUCAGGAGGACGUCAUGCUGCUGGACGCGAAUGAGUGCAUCUUCAUCUGGAUUGGAAAGGACUCGCGCAAGGACGAGCAAAAGGCGACCCUUGAACUGGCCAUGCAGUACCUCAAGACGGACCCUUCAGGCCGCGGAACAGGAACGCCAUUCAUCCAAAUCAAACAGGGUUAUGAACCGCCAAACUUCACCGGUUUCUUCGGCACCUGGAAUCCGGCCCUGUGGAGCGAAAACAAAUCCUUCGAAGAGAUGAAGGCUGAGAUGAUCAGCCAGAACGGCGUCAUCAAGUUGGACAUGGGUGCUGCCAACGGAAAAACCUCCUUCGACGAUUACCCCAAGUACCCUUUGAGUGUCCUGUUGGAAAAGGACGCCGAGAAGCUUCCCGAGGACGUUGACGCCAUGAACAAGGAACUGCACCUUAACAAGGAGGAAUUCCAGCAGGUUUUUGGAAUGGACAUCUCCGCUUUUGAAGGUCUGCCUCAGUGGAGAAGAGCCAACCUGAAGAAACAGGCUGGAAUUUUUUAAUUUAAAAAAUAUAUAUCAUAAAUUUAAUAUGCCAUUGAAAAUAAAAAUUAAAGUGCGUGUUGUGAAAAUUAGAUUUUUUUAGAUUUAUUUAUGUUUUUGCAAUAAUUUAUAACGCGCUAUUGGAUAAUUGUGCAAAUGUGAAAAUUUUCCGUUUUUAGAAUCUGUGUAGACCGGGGAUGAGAAAAUAAAAAAAGGUAAAUAU
Neocloeon triangulifer is the source of this 3125-nucleotide messenger RNA. RefSeq names its product villin-1-like. Lineage: Eukaryota; Metazoa; Arthropoda; Insecta; Ephemeroptera; Baetidae. Bases 371 to 2923 code for a protein of 850 amino acids. Gene Ontology annotation, cellular component: cytoplasm; actin cytoskeleton. The transcript has 11 exons. The record is from RefSeq and is a predicted model, not a curated record. Gene Ontology annotation, molecular function: phosphatidylinositol-4,5-bisphosphate binding; actin filament binding. Gene Ontology annotation, biological process: barbed-end actin filament capping; actin polymerization or depolymerization; cytoskeleton organization.